Ctenopharyngodon idella (grass carp) is the source of this 3685-nucleotide messenger RNA. RefSeq lists its product as uncharacterized. Bases 289 to 2001 code for a protein of 570 amino acids. The transcript has 14 exons. Gene Ontology annotation, cellular component: cytoplasmic side of apical plasma membrane; cytoskeleton. Lineage: Eukaryota; Metazoa; Chordata; Actinopteri; Cypriniformes; Xenocyprididae. Gene Ontology annotation, biological process: positive regulation of hippo signaling. The record is from RefSeq and is a predicted model, not a curated record.
UCGCAGUGGUAAUUUGGUUCAGUCCGAUCUACUGCUCCGAUUCUCUCAUCAGUCAGUCAGUCAGUGAGCGCGAGUCUGUGUUUAUGUGAGUUCUACUAUAACAGCAUCAGCCAUCAAAACAAACAUACACUUGGGAUUUUAAUAAGAGAUAUUCAAAAUGAAGGAGCCAAUACCUGUGAGCAAAGCAUCUUGAAGAAAAAUAGGCCAGUGUGAGUGUGUGAUUGUAUUUGUGUGUGUGUGUGCGUGUGUGUGCACGCAUGUGUGUAUGUGGAUGAGCUUUCAUAGGCCAUGUCUGUCCCCGCCAAACAAGAGAGGACAGUGUGCGUCCUCCUUCCCACCAAGGAGACAUUGGACAUUACAGUGGGGCUGAAAGCAACGGGUCAGGAAGUGUUUCAACGAGUCUGCGAGCUUCUCGGGGUUAAAGAGCUGCACUACUUUGGAUUGACUUUAGUCAAAAACAAUGAGCACAUCUUUCUGGACUUGGAAGAGAAACUUGCCAAGUACUUCCCCAAGGAGUGGAAACAGGACUCAGGGAAGCAGGGGUCACAGAGGAGGUCAAUCCCUCCCCUGCUCUGUCUGAAGGUCCAGUACUAUGUGGAGAAUGGCAGACUCAUCUGUGAGCGUAAAGCGAGAAAACUCUACUACUUUGACCUGCGGGAACGAGUCCUUCGCUCAGAAUGCAGACAGCAGGAGGAAGUGUAUUUUCAGCUAGCAGGAUAUGCCCUACAGGCCGAUCACUCUGACCACCUCUCAGAGGGCCACAGUCAUGGACACGCUAUGUAUUUCCAGCCCAAAGAAUACUUUCCACCCUGGAUAAUUGCGAAGCGUGGCAUUGACUACCUGCUGUGUCAUGGGCCCAAGGUUCAUAAAGAGCUGUGGGGGAUGUCCUCUCGUGACGCUAUCCUGCUCUUCAUCAGAGAAUCCUGCCGUCUGGAGGAUGUCCCAGUCACCUUUUAUCGCCUCCAGAAGGACAAGAAAGAAGAGAAAGGUUCAGCACUCCUUGGACUGACUCUUCGAGGAAUGCAAGUGUAUCAGGAGGUGAACAAUGUGCGUGAUCUGUUGUAUGACUUCCCCUGGUUUCAUGUGGGACGACUCACCUUUCUGGGGAAGAAGUUUGAGAUCCAGCCGGAUGGUUUGCCCUCAGCGAGGAAGCUGGUGUACUACACUGGUUCGGCUUUUCGUUCUCGACAUCUUCUGCUCCAUCUGAGUUCCUGUCACAGAUUGUAUCUCAGCUUGCAACCUGCGCUCAAACACCUGCGCCAGCUAGAGGAUACAGAGGAGAAGAAAAGGUAUCGUGAAUCGUACAUCAGUGAUGAGCUAGACCUGGAUCACCCGUGCAGCGAGGGCAGUCCUCGUCUGUCUCGACACUCCACCAGCAGCUCUGGCAUAGAGGCGGACACUAGGCAACGCAGCGUCUCCGUAGAGAUGGUUUCCAUGGAGGAGAAGGAAAAGUCCUUCAUCUCUGCCGACAGUCACAGCUUCUCACACACUGCUGGGAUCGAAACAAGCUGCAAAACUCAGACUGAUGAAGACAAGUGGCAGGAGGAAGAUUUGCAGGAGAUGGUGAAGGAGCCCGGGGAGGUUUCUGUGGACGACCCUGUGGAUAUCUUGCGACUGGCUGAGCGACUGGAGGGCGUGUCCGUCGACUGUCCCGCCAUCCAAUCAGACAAUGAGUGUAAAGAUCUGCAGAUGAGUUCAGUUACAGGCAACGACCAAAUGGACCUUUGUGAUCCAGACGACAUGAAAAAGGUUUCGAAUCAGAAGGUUCGUAACCCGGUUGACCGCUACAGUCUGAGCCUGGACGAUGUGCGACUGUUUUCCCCUCUUCUCCCGCUAGGAAUGGCAUCAGUUCCAGACACCUCCGUCAGCUACGCGUUUGGGCUCCCGGACACCACAACCAGCCCAUGUCCAGACAAAUCUUCUUUCUGCGUCCAGCGCUCCACGAACUGCCUAUCUCUGGACCUGCUGGAUGAUAGCCAGCUGCUGGAGCUUGUUCUAUAAGAAACUGAGAGGACUGCAGCUUCCUGUUGUCUUCCUGUUCAUGCCAUUAAACUGGACAGCAAAAUGAAGACUAAACUGAAGUGUUAACAGGAUACAUUUUCAACAGGACUUUCAUUAAAACUCAACCAUACACUUAAAUGUGUUUCUAUGCUGUUCAACAGCAGGACAAUAUGAACAAUUGUGGGUUGUUUUACAAAAUAUACAUGUAGAAUUUUGUUGAUGAACUUUGUACAGAACUUGUUAAUGGAUAAUCUUACAAGGAGCAAGGCAUUCUUACACUAACACUGUGUUGCAUCAAGGUGUGAUGCAAAAAAAAAACAAAAAACAAAUUCACUAAUGAUAAAAUCUAUUUCUUCCAUUAAAUUCUAACUGGUCGCAACCACAAUGAGCAACAAGAAGCCCCUCCUGUAGUGAACUUUCAUUUGUCUAAAUUCUGUUCUCUAAACAUCAAAAGCUAAACAUUUUUGCUUUUAUUGUGGACACACCUUGUUAGGACACGGUGUAACAGUAAUGCUACAAAGUUUGUGGAGAAGCUUUCUCUGAAAUACAGAAUUAAUACAGACAGAAGCUGCUAGAAUAACCAGUUCUCUAAAAGGAAAUCCUAUACUCAUGCAAUUUAAAGCCACGUUCCUUUAAAGUCGGCAUGAAACGAAAGUUGCGAUAGUCUUUUCUUCCCUAUUGUGACAUAUAUAAGAGUCAAACAGCUUCUCGCAGGAAAAAAUGUAAGGCGGGAAUUUUUGUCCGUUGGGUAUUGAUUGGAUUGUUGGAUGGUUGUGGUUUGCUAUUGGUCGAUAUCAUUUGAGUGACAGGUUGCCCCGCCUUUGCGCCAGUAAACAUAAUCAGAGAAGAGAUUUUGCUGCAAGAGGGAGGGGAAGUUAUUUUGAUUGUGAGUGCACAUGAAUAAUAAUAAUAAUAAUAAUAAAAAGAUUAAUUAAAUUAAAAAAGAAUUAAAAGAUUUUGAUUUCGUGGUGACUUUAAACAAACACUUUUAACUUGGAGUUUAUCUGGCCAGAGAUUCCCUUAAUGUUGGAGAUUAUUACAGGUGCAUUAUUAAUGUUAGUAAACUCAUUCAGCCAUGUACAAUAGUGCAGUGGCAAAUAACAAAUAUGAUACAAGUGUUCACGUCCACUGCAUUUUGAGUCAUUUUCGGUCAUGAUAAUUUUGUUGCUCAUUCAAAGACACUGAACUUGCACCGCAUGUUCUCCUGUUUCAAAAACCAUUGUGUACAGACAAUACUCAUGUUCCCAAGUUACAAAGCACGUGUGAAUCCACUCAAACCAGCAAUCAGGAUUGAAAGAGAAAGUUAAAAGGUCAAACCAAAAUAUUCCAUUUGUGUUUUUUGCAAGGUCUAACCAUAGGUUUAAUAUAAUAGCAAAUAGUUAAUGUUAUUUCCUACACAAGUAAUGCAGAACUGAGAUGAACUGCUGUAUCAGUAAGAACAAAGGUUUUUUUGCUGUAUAUAGAUCAAUGUGUGUUUUGUUCAGGAUACAUGAAGCUCUUUUGAUUUUGAUAAUUACAAAAUACACAUCAAGCCCACAGAGGUUGUCUGAAUAAUGGUAGGUGUAAUUUCUUCAUCUAUGUAUUGUAAACACACAUCCUAUUAAAAACAUGUCCAUGUGUUCCUUUCAGUGAAAGGAAAAACUGAGAAUGAACAGUAUGAAUAAACUUAGCUGGAAUCUGUCAA